This is a messenger RNA of Prionailurus viverrinus (fishing cat), 1781 nucleotides long. It is a transcript of the gene RAB26, whose product is annotated as RAB26, member RAS oncogene family. Gene Ontology annotation, molecular function: GTP binding; GTPase activity. Gene Ontology annotation, cellular component: endosome; Golgi apparatus. The transcript has 9 exons. The record is from RefSeq and is a predicted model, not a curated record. Bases 269 to 1024 code for a protein of 251 amino acids. NCBI's taxonomy places the organism in Eukaryota, Metazoa, Chordata, Mammalia, Carnivora, Felidae. Gene Ontology annotation, biological process: regulation of exocytosis; protein secretion.
CCCCCGCCCCAGGCGAGCGCAGCAGGUGGCGCUCCGCCGGAGCCGAGCCGGGAGAGGUCGGGGAGGGGAUGCAGGGCCCCGCGGACCCUCGGCGGGCUCCCCGCCGGAGCGGCAUCCAGCAGCUGGCACGGUGCAUGGCAUACACACACAGCCUUCAGACCCGGAUUUCAGAUACCCAACAGCUGGCAAGGUCUGCCCCCUAACGCCACAGCUGGCAGGGCUGGACAAAGGGUCCCAGACCUGGCAGGUGCUCCGUCCCGGGUCCCGAAUGACACCGCCCCCGCCCCCGCCCCCGCGCGGGGGCCCAGUCUCACCAUUUCCCAUAUGCUGCCUUCCGCACCCCCAGGGUCUGUGGGUCUUCUCUUUUUGGAGGACGGGGGAGAUUAAGAAGAGGUUUGCCAGUUGGGUAGGGAGCACUAGAGCCUUCUUCAGCCCUCGCCAGGAGCCUGUCAUGCUGGUGGGGGACUCAGGCGUGGGGAAGACCUGCUUACUCGUGCGCUUCAAGGACGGGGCUUUCCUGGCAGGGACCUUCAUCUCCACUGUGGGCAUCGACUUCCGGAACAAAGUUCUGGAUGUGGAUGGCAUGAAGGUGAAGCUGCAGAUCUGGGACACAGCUGGCCAGGAGCGGUUCCGGAGCGUCACCCACGCCUACUACCGCGAUGCUCAUGCACUGCUGCUGCUCUAUGAUGUCACCAACAAGGCCUCCUUUGACAAUAUCCAGGCCUGGCUGACGGAGAUCCAGGAUUACGCCCAACAUGACGUGGUGCUCAUGCUGCUGGGGAACAAGGUGGACUCCGCCCAGGAGCGUGUGGUGAAAAGGGAGGAUGGGGAGAAGUUGGCUAAGGAGUACGGGCUGCCCUUCAUGGAGACCAGCGCCAAGACAGGCCUCAACGUAGACUUGGCCUUCACAGCCGUAGCAAAGGAGUUGAAGCAGCGCUCCAUGAAGGUCCCCAGUGAGCCUCGCUUCCGGCUGCACGACUACGUGAAGAGGGAGGGCCGAGGGGCCUCCUGCUGCAGACCCUGAACCUGACUGGGCACUGCCACUGCACAUCCUCUGGGAGGCCCCUGCAAGGCUGGACAGAGGGUCACCUGGCAGUCAACUCGAGGGCGGCCGUUUCUGGGACUCCUAGACAGAGCCUCGUCUUUCCCUAGAGCCUCAGUUCCAACAGGCUUCAUGGAGCCAGUGGGUCUGCAGCCCCUGACUCAGGGCCUUGCCCCCAAGGCCUUGAUGGAGAAGCAACGGCCUCCCGUACAGGAGACACCCCACAAUGUAAAGCCCACGCGGGGAGCCUGGUCUUGCUGCCACGGCACUCUGCUGCCCUCUCCUGGACGCGCCCGGCUUCAAGGCUGGACCCCGGUGCCAGCGCCACGUGUACAGUGCCUAACCCCUCAAAAGCCAUGUCUUCAGCGGCACCCGCUGCCCAGGCAGGGAAAGGCCGGACUCCUGUCCGUGCCUGGGGCAGAGGGCUUCGCUGCACAUCCAAUCAUGCAUCUGUGCCCCAAGGACCAAAGCUGCCAGCCCACACACUCAGAGACUCUGGUUCAAACAUCAGCAGGGUCUUCCUCUCGUGUUGCCUGGAGGACGCCAAGUUUGCGGCUUUCUAAUACACGAACGGCAUGUGGGAAAUCAGAAACCGUCAGGGAAACUAGAACUGCCAGCCCAGCUGAGGCCUGUGCAGAGUGAGGUCAAGCCAGGAGUCUGGCAGUGUGCUCCAGCUCAUAGGUCUUUAGGUUAAGAGUCUUUGUUUUCAGUUCUGGUGAAUAAAGUUGUGUUUUCUGGA